UAUAGAUGGAAAAUAGUCCAGUGGACGAUACUGUGGAAAAUAACAGUCUCUGUUGGUCUUUUAGUUGGUGUGUGACAUCAGUCUGUGUGUAUUUGAGCCAUGGGCGGUCCACUGAGAGUGGGCUACUUUAGGAGCAGAACCUGUCUCCGGCUGAAGCAGAAAACUGACCAACAGUGAGCAGCAAGAAGCUAACGAGGUACAUCAAGAAGAGGAAGAAGCUUCCAAGAAGCAGAGGACAAGGAGGCUGUAUCAGCAAUAAGGGAGGACACAAAACGAAGAAAAACAUCCGAACAAUCCCUACAAAUAUACCAGAUCUUGUAAGUGUCCUGAAAGAAGCGUCUUGCCCUCCUCUUCGCUCACCAUGGACCGCUCAGCGCAGGAACUGUUUCUCAACUUCAUGAUCGUCCUAAUCACUGUGCUUCUGAUGUGGCUACUGGUGAAAACUUACCAGGACUGAAGCAUGGAGCCACGAGGCAGGAAGAAAGCAGGAGGCGGAGGAAACAAAGGGACAGAUGGAGAGAGUUGGUUCUUGCUAGAUGUCUAAGAACAGCGUUUACAUUUUUUGAGUCUUUUUAGUUUUUGAAAUCAUAAGAAGACCUAUACACAGUUCCAGUCUUCAUUUAGGGUCAAAUAUUGUAUUUAUGUAUCUGUUGUUUGAGAUACAUGAAGUUUCUAAAGUUUAAAAAAAAAAGGUGUAGAAGCAUUAGAGAUGGGAGUGUGAUAAAAAUAAAAAAACAAUGUACAAGCAGCACAUCAUAGACUUGGUCAUAUAAUUUUAUGCAUACUAAGGUAUUUUUGUCA
Poecilia reticulata (guppy) is the source of this 801-nucleotide messenger RNA. It is a transcript of the gene sln, whose product is annotated as sarcolipin. Lineage: Eukaryota; Metazoa; Chordata; Actinopteri; Cyprinodontiformes; Poeciliidae. Gene Ontology annotation, cellular component: membrane. Gene Ontology annotation, molecular function: enzyme regulator activity. The record is from RefSeq and is a predicted model, not a curated record.